This is a messenger RNA of Archocentrus centrarchus (flier cichlid), 2259 nucleotides long. RefSeq names its product cathepsin C (gene ctsc). Gene Ontology annotation, biological process: proteolysis. Gene Ontology annotation, molecular function: cysteine-type peptidase activity. Bases 121 to 1488 code for a protein of 455 amino acids. Lineage: Eukaryota; Metazoa; Chordata; Actinopteri; Cichliformes; Cichlidae. The record is from RefSeq and is a predicted model, not a curated record. The transcript is spliced from 9 exons.
GAAAACGAAACUAAAGAAAUGGACGGAGAAACAAAGGACAGCUGAGAGCAAGAGGCUCAAUAACGACGCGUCUCUGGUUUUAAGUAUUUGUGCAGCCGGGUAAGCUAGCCGUGUUUGAAGAUGAGGCUGAGUGGAGUGCUUGUGUGCGUGUUCCUGGUUUGGGUUGAGGGGUGUUGGGGUGACACACCGGCAAACUGCACCUAUGAAGACCUGCUGGGAACAUGGGUGUUCCAGGUGUCCAAAGGAGGACAUGACAAGACAGUGAACUGCUCCGCUGAAGCUACAGGUGAGAAAACUGUGACUGUGACUCUGCAAAAACUGUCUGUGGCCACAGACGAGCUGGGGCACACCGGCUUCUUCACCAUCAUCUACAAUCAAGGCUUUGAAGUGGUCAUUAAUGGGUACAAAUGGUUCGCCUUCUUCAAGUACAGUCAAGAAGGUUCUAAGGUGACCAGCUACUGUGACCAGACCCUACCAGGGUGGGUCCACGAUGUCCUGGGACGUAACUGGGCCUGUUUUGUAGGAAAAAGGGUAAAUCUGGCAUCACCCCGAACAGAUUACAAACCAGUCUUCAGCAGCAGGCUGCCACAGAAGCUCUACAAACACAACAUGGACUUUAUUGAUGUGAUCAACUCUGUUCAGAAAUCUUGGAAGGCCGCACCCUAUCCAGAGCAUGAGAUGUACACUUUACAGGAGCUGCACUACAGAGCAGGCGGGCCUGCCUCCCGUAUCCCUGUGCGUGCUCGCCCUGCACCUGUGAAAGCUGAUGUAGCCAAGAUGGCAUCAGCUCUACCAGAGCACUGGGAUUGGAGAAAUGUUGACGGUGUUAAUUUUGUUAGUCCUGUGAGAAACCAAGCAUCGUGUGGCAGCUGCUACUCCUUUGCCACAAUGGGAAUGCUGGAAGCUCGUAUUCGAAUCCUCACUAACAACAGCGACACUCCCACCCUCAGCCCUCAACAAGUGGUCUCUUGCUCUGAAUACUCUCAAGGUUGUGAUGGUGGGUUUCCAUACCUGAUUGGGAAGUACGCACAGGAUUUUGGCAUUGUGGAAGAGUCAUGCUUUCCAUAUGUUGCCAAGAACACUCCUUGUGGUGUUCCUCAAAACUGCGGCCGCAUUUACACAGCAGAAUACGGCUAUGUUGGCGGAUUUUACGGUGGCUGCAGUGAGCCGGCCAUGAUGUUGGAGCUGGUCAAGAAUGGACCUAUGGGAGUCGCUUUCGAGGUCUAUCCUGACUUCAUGAACUAUAAGGAGGGCAUCUACCACCAUACUGGCCUUGCAGACCCAUUCAAUCCCUUUGAGCUGACCAACCAUGCCGUGUUGCUGGUAGGGUAUGGCCGCUGCCAAAAGACUGGGCAGAAGUACUGGAUUGUUAAGAACAGCUGGGGCACCGGAUGGGGAGAGGAUGGCUACUUCCGAAUUCGCCGCGGAAAUGAUGAGUGUGCAAUUGAGAGCAUUGCAGUCGCAGCCAACCCUAUUCCUAAGCUGUAGAAGCUGGAAAUGUGGGAUUGGAUCUUGAUUAUGAGUCUCAGAUUUGCAAAUUGGAUGUAUUCCUUAUGUAGCAUGGCUGUUCUUGACAUAUGCUUAGGAGGUUGACAAUUUAAAGCAAAAUGUGUAACUUUUCACAAAGGAAUUUAGUGAAAUAGGUGGCACUUGGUCUACAUAAUUUAACAAGCAGAGCAAGAAUUAAGAUGAAACUUUAUGGAUUAGAGCUUUAAUGGCAAUCUUCCAAAUAUCUAUGAAAUGUGUUUAAAAGGGAAAUCAGUCUGAAAUCAGAUUUUUUUUUUUAUAAACUGUCACCUGUCAAAUCAGGAAAAUUUUAUGCUUGUGUGAAGUUCUACAAAUAAUUCACAUGCCAUUUGUUUACAGCUCCUAAAAUGUAUUUUAAUUGAAGGGAAACAGUAAUGCUGCUGUCUAGAUGCCAGUCCCCUAUAGUUCCUUUUUUUUUUUUUUUUUUUUUUUUUUAAGCAGUCACUGAUUUAAAGCUGUAACUGCCAGUAGGUAUUUGGAAUCAGAUACCUACCACUGUGAAUGAGUAGUAGAUUUUACUUGUCACAUUUAAAGGGGUUCUGCAGGUGUUUUUGUUUUGUUUUGUUUUGUUUUUAAUUUUUUUAUUUUGACUCAGGAUUGCACUGAAAAGAGUUGGAAUCUCUUGUCCUUUGCCUCAUUGAAACCAAAACUGCCAUGUUCUGUGUGUGAUGAUGUCUAAGAGUUCCCCAAUGAGUUUUGAAUCAGUCAAUAAAGGGAUGCAACUGAUUCUUA